UUCUGCCCACCCCGCUCCCGCGAGCCAGUGCCGGCUGGUCUGGCGCUGCCAGGCGCGGCAGAGGGGCUGAGCAGCUGCUGAAGGGCGGCUUGCCUGGCUGGCUCUCCCGCCCGUCUUCGCCGCCGGCCGGGCAGGCUGGAGCGCUCGCCUCCUCCGCGGGCAGCCUCAUGGAGGGGAGCAAGCCCAGCUCCUCGCCCGGCAGCCGGGACGAGGGCAGCCCGGGCGCCAACGCCUGCUUCCCGGCCAAAGCGGCGGACAAGGCGCUGGGCAGCCCCAGCGGCGGCGGCAGCCUUAAGGAGCAUGGCAACUCGGUGUGCUUCAAAGUGGACGGCAGCGGCGGCGGCGGCGAGGAGCCCGCGGUGGGCUUGGACGAUCUGGAUGGCGCCCAGCGGCAGUACGGCUUCAUGCAACGCCAGUUCACCUCCAUGCUGCAGCCCGGGGUCAACAAAUUCUCCCUUCGCAUGUUCGGCAGCCAGAAGGCGGUGGAGAAGGAGCAGGAAAGGGUUAAAACUGCAGGCUUCUGGAUCAUCCACCCGUACAGCGACUUCAGGUUCUAUUGGGACUUAAUAAUGCUUAUAAUGAUGGUUGGAAAUCUUGUCAUCAUACCUGUUGGGAUCACAUUCUUCACGGAGCAGACAACAACACCAUGGAUUAUUUUCAAUGUAGCAUCAGAUACUGUGUUUUUGUUUGAUUUAAUCAUGAACUUUAGAACUGGGACUGUUAAUGAAGAUAGUUCUGAGAUUAUACUGGACCCAAAAGUCAUCAAGAUGAAUUAUUUAAAAAGCUGGUUCGUGGUUGACUUUAUCUCAUCGAUACCAGUGGAUUAUAUCUUUCUUAUUGUAGAGAAAGGAAUGGAUUCUGAAGUAUACAAGACAGCUAGAGCACUUCGCAUUGUGAGGUUCACAAAAAUCCUAAGUCUGUUGCGUUUAUUACGACUCUCAAGAUUAAUAAGAUAUAUACACCAGUGGGAAGAGAUUUUCCACAUGACGUAUGAUCUAGCAAGUGCUGUGGUGAGAAUCUUCAACUUAAUUGGAAUGAUGCUGCUACUUUGCCACUGGGAUGGCUGCCUUCAGUUCUUGGUCCCAUUGCUGCAGGAUUUCCCACAAGACUGCUGGGUGUCGCUAAAUGGUAUGGUUAACGAUUCAUGGGGGAAGCAGUACUCAUAUGCCCUCUUCAAAGCCAUGAGCCACAUGCUUUGCAUUGGUUAUGGAGCCAGAGCCCCCGUCAGCAUGUCUGAUCUCUGGAUAACCAUGCUGAGCAUGAUUGUGGGGGCCACCUGUUACGCAAUGUUUGUGGGCCAUGCCACAGCCCUGAUUCAGUCUUUGGAUUCCUCAAGGCGUCAGUAUCAAGAGAAGUACAAACAAGUGGAACAGUACAUGUCGUUUCAUAAACUGCCUGCUGACAUGCGUCAGAAGAUCCAUGAUUAUUAUGAGCAUCGUUACCAGGGCAAGAUCUUUGAUGAGGAGAGCAUUCUCAAUGAGCUCAACGACCCACUUAGAGAGGAGAUCGUCAACUUCAACUGCCGGAAGCUUGUUGCCACAAUGCCACUCUUUGCGAAUGCUGACCCAAAUUUUGUUACUGCCAUGCUGAGCAAACUAAGGUUUGAAGUGUUCCAGCCUGGAGAUUAUAUUAUCCGAGAAGGGGCCGUGGGGAAGAAGAUGUAUUUCAUUCAACAUGGGGUUGCUGGUGUCAUCACUAAAUCCAGUAAAGAGAUGAAACUAACAGAUGGGUCCUACUUUGGAGAGAUCUGUCUUUUGACCAAAGGUCGCCGCACUGCCAGCGUUCGAGCUGAUACUUAUUGCCGAUUGUAUUCUCUCUCUGUUGACAAUUUUAAUGAGGUUCUGGAAGAAUAUCCCAUGAUGAGAAGAGCAUUUGAAACAGUAGCCAUUGACAGACUGGACAGGAUAGGAAAGAAAAAUUCACUUCUCCUACAGAAAUUCCAAAAAGAUCUCAAUACCGGCGUUUUCAACAACCAAGAGAGUGAAAUUUUGAAGCAGAUAGUAAAACACGACCGAGAGAUGGUGCAGGCUGUAGUUCCAUUGAAUUUGACGCAGACAUCAGCACUGAAUUCGAACACUUCAAUUGCAGCCUCGUCGAUGCAGGCCAGGACGCAGUCCCCACCUGUGUAUUCUGUUCCCAACCUCUCCCAUGGGAGCCUGAAUUCUCCAACACCAAGCACACAGAUGCCCCAGCAAGCCACCGUUUUUUCACCCAGCCCCAGCCCCUACCCUUCAGCAGUCUGCAGUCCUCCAGUACAAAGCCCUCUGGCUGGUCGAACUUUUCAGUAUGCAACACCUACGGCUUCACAGCUGUCGCUACUACAGCAGCAGCAGCAGCAACAACCACCACCACCACCACAACAGCAGUCACAGCAGCCACAGCAAAUGCCUGGCACAUCUCAGAAGAGUGAUGUCCAUAAGAGCACGCAAGCUCUUCACAAUGCUAGUUUGACGAGAGAGGUGAGGCCUCUCUCUGCCUCGCAGCCUUCUUUGCCACACGAAGUUUCCGCUAUGGUCACUAGACCUCAUCCAACAGUGGGAGAAUCAUUAGCUUCCAUUCCCCAGCCGGUCUCAAGUCUCCAAAGCACAGGCAUCCAGAGCGGAAGCAAAGGGACAGUGCCGCAACGGGUCUCCCUUUUCCGCCAGAUGUCUUCAGGAGCUAUUCCACCUACACGAGGGGCCACGCCAUCCACAGCCGUGCCACCAAAGGAUUCUUCCACAGUCUUAAACACUGAACUUGAGGGAGAUAAACCACGGUUUGCUUCAAAUUUAUGAUCCAUGCAGACUUAUGAAUAAAGCAGAGAUAUUAACAGGAACUGAGAUCACUACCAGGAAACAAUGUUAACAUAUUGUCUCCAGCUGUCUGUUUUGAAAAAGAAAACUGCAGACAGAUCUAACUCUUAAAUUCGAAUGUACAAUAUAGAGAGACAGACAGACAGACAUCCAAAAGAAGAGAUAUCCAAAUAGCCUCUCAUGUCUUCCUUUCUUAUAAACUGUUAAAUGAGUCUAAAACUGUUGGUUGUGAUAUGAUUUAUUUUUAACCUGCUUCACUGUUUAUAACAAGAUUUCCUGUUCUGCUGGAAAUUGAAAUUCCAUGGCAAAAUGACAGUAUUAUUAACUCCAGGAACUAAGCCACAAAUUAAAUUAAAUUGAUACAACACACGUUUGUGGGGUAUUAAGAGCUGUUAAUCAAUGUUUUUGGUUUGUAUUAAUCAAAGAGAAUUGAAUCACACUUCCCAUUUUAGAGAUCCAGUUUCCUUUUAUGGUGCUUUAUAUUCAGGUUUAGAUUGAAGGACCAAUUAAAUUUUGACUAUCUACAGAAGAGGGUCUAGCGUUGCUUUUUUUCUUGAUGAAGUCUAGCCCCAGAAUCACUCUUUUUAAGAAAGCUGGGUGUACUUCUGUCUUCAUAUUGAAAAAAAAAAUAGUGGAGACUCAUUAAUCUCUCUGUAAAUAACUUUUUAGACCCAAAUACUCAUGACAAAAAUAGCUCCUGUGUGGUGUACCAUCGCAAAGUAUUUGUUUAGAAAUUUAGUUUCCAGCUCUUCAUGCCAAAAUAUAACAUUUUAAAAUUUUACUAACUAUAAAAUGCAACACAACUGUAAUGUAAUGGCUUGAGACCUAUAAUGCUACUUUUCCAUGCAGUGUUUUAAUGCAAAAUUGUAUGCUUGAUCCUGCUAAGUGUAUUUCACCAGGACCAUCACCUUUCUCAUCUUUACCCUGGACCGUUAAUGAAAAUAUUCCAUGCAUGCCUGUUUGUUUGUUUGUUAGUUUGUCUGUUUGUUUAAUUUGGGGGGGGGGUCAAAACCAACCAAAAGAAGAAUAAAAAAGUACAUCUUGCAUCCCAAUAUUAGAUUGUCUUCGGUGGGAGGGGUGUCUAACAUGUAUCUUAAGUUUAGAAAACAAUAAAUGUGAAUUGUCCUUUCAUUUCCUAUAA
Molecule: messenger RNA, 3933 nt
Organism: Sphaerodactylus townsendi
Lineage: Eukaryota; Metazoa; Chordata; Lepidosauria; Squamata; Sphaerodactylidae
Gene: HCN1
Product: hyperpolarization activated cyclic nucleotide gated potassium channel 1
Exons: 8
Coding region: 168-2774 (868 amino acids)
Biological process (GO): transmembrane transport; potassium ion transport
Cellular component (GO): membrane
Molecular function (GO): voltage-gated potassium channel activity
Source: RefSeq, a predicted model, not a curated record